Messenger RNA from Ostrinia nubilalis (European corn borer), 804 nucleotides. RefSeq names its product translationally-controlled tumor protein homolog (gene Tctp). Gene Ontology annotation, cellular component: cytoplasm. The transcript has 3 exons. NCBI's taxonomy places the organism in Eukaryota, Metazoa, Arthropoda, Insecta, Lepidoptera, Crambidae. Gene Ontology annotation, molecular function: calcium ion binding. The coding region runs from base 91 to 609 and encodes 172 amino acids. The record is from RefSeq and is a predicted model, not a curated record.
UUCUUUGAAUAGCCCUUUCCGGUUUAGUUCUUGGGGCAAGAAGCCGUAGUUUCGGUUUUUAUUAUUUUUAAUCGCCUCUAAUCCAGCAAAAUGAGGAUCUAUAAGGAUAUUAUUACCGGUGAUGAGAUGUUCUCUGACACAUACAGAAUCAAGUUGGUUGAUGAAGUAAUUUACGAAGUCACCGGCAAACUGGUGUCUAGAAAGCAAGAUGACAUCAAAAUCGAAGGGUUCAACCCUUCAGCUGAAGAGGCCGAUGAAGGAACAGACUCUUCUGUGGAGAGUGGUGUGGAUAUAGUGCUCAACCAUAGGCUAGUGGAAACAUAUGCCUUUGGAGACAAAAAAUCUUACACGUUAUACCUUAAAGACUACAUGAAGAAAUUAGUAUCAAAAUUGGAAGAGAAGGCCCCAGACCAAGUAGAUGUAUUCAAGACCAACAUGAACAAAGUUAUGAAAGACAUCCUAGGCAGGUUUAAGGAGCUCCAAUUCUUCACGGGGGAAUCCAUGGACUGCGACGGCAUGGUCGCCAUGAUGGAGUACCGUGAUGUGGACGGCACACAGAUCCCCGUCAUGAUGUUCUUCAAACACGGUCUUGAGGAGGAGAAGUUCUAACUUGUGUUACUGCUUAAGUGAAAGUACUCAUAUUCCAUAACACUCUGGCGCCUAAUUUUUCAUUUAAUUUUUUUAUUUAUUUACAAUCAUGUCUGCAUCGGCUGGAACCGGCUAUCUCCCCAUUACAAGGCUGAACAUUUUUGUAAUGUUACUAAAUGUUACAUAAUAUAAAUAAAUAAAUGAACAAUUAACAUA